Messenger RNA from Carica papaya (papaya), 1239 nucleotides. Lineage: Eukaryota; Viridiplantae; Streptophyta; Magnoliopsida; Brassicales; Caricaceae. The record is from RefSeq and is a predicted model, not a curated record.
UUCACGGUAUCCAAACAUAGCUGUUGGCCGGAUGCCGCCGGAAAAUAUUCUCCCGGCGCCGUCGAAAGCCUCGUUAUUAAGAGGUGAACCUGCCUUUGAACCCGAAAUAAGCAUUCCUUUGAACCAGAAACUCAAAUAGAGAAAAACACUAAUGAAAAUGUGGGAAGACACUUUAUACCUGCAACUGCACAAGCUCUCUGCUGUAAGCUCAGAGGAAACGCUUGACGAAAUCUUCACUAAUCUUUGGAAAACUCGAAAAACCGGUCUUCGUUCGCCUGAGAAAUUUCAUUUCCAGUCCCUCCUCAACCUUCCAUCUCUCCCCGAGCUCGAUCCGGGUUUUGUCAUUCUUAAAUGUUAUCAACAUUGCAAUAAUUUGUAAACACCCGAUCAUAGGUUUUGGCAUGCCUUCGUUCGCUUAUCAGAAAAUGUGUACAUGAAAAUUUCGCUGGUGACGAUCUCUUGAAGCUGUUUCCACCAGAUCUACCACUUGAGCUGCAAAGCAUGCUCAUUAUGAUGCUUCAGAAAUAUCAGAAUCAGUGGAAGGAGGAAAUGUCCAGAGAACAGCACUCAUUGCCAAGGACAAGUGUCUCCCAUCAGGUCAAGACAAAUGGGCCAUCAUCUUUUUCAUCCUUUCCCUAUUCUGAGAUGUCAACGUCAUUGUGGCCUAAUCAAGAUGGUUCGAUUGGUCGCUUUAGUCCUAACAACCUUGGACUGUCUGCGCUAAGCACGACUAAUAUUGCUGGGUCACACCUGCGUACCAUAUCUAUUCAAAAUGAUGUUGGUCCUCCUGAAGACAUGGGAACUCUACCACGCCUCAAGUCAAUGACGUGGACCAUGGAGAACUGCAAGUCUGCACCAGCUAAUAAAGUGGCCAUUGUCACUCUUAAGCUGCAGGAUUACACCAAGUCACCUUCAGGAGAAACAGAAGUGAAAUUUCAGCUUACUAGAGACACACUUGAAGCCAUGUUAGGAUCCAUGACCUACAUAAGUGAGCAACUAUCAAAUGUGGCAGGGACUUCUACAGGACCAGUGCAGAAGAAACAAAGGCAGUAAAAUUUUGUGUACUGUUUUUCUUUCCUUCUAGGUGUUGUACAUCUCUCAUUCUCUUCAUUGUUGAUAAAUUCCAUACCAUGAUCAUUAGCAAAUAUAGUGUCAUAGCAUCAUCAUAGCAUUGCGUUCACCUUACCUUAUGUAUAUCAAAGUGGAAAAUUCAUGAUAAGUUCAUAAGAAACAAGUCAA